AUGGAUAGAAAUAACUUGGCUUUUGACCUUGAUGCUAUAAUGGAUCAACUGGCUGACUCGGAUUUGGGCGAGGACUUUGACGACGAUAAUGAUUGGCAUCCACCUGGUCAGCUAACUAAUUCUAGCUCGGAUAACGAAGACGAGCAAGAAGCAAGAAAUUCAACAGUAGCAAGUCCAUCAUCGUCGAAUAAAUGGAUUCGCAGACGAUUCAUCGGUAAACCCAUGCCUACACUGAUCUCGGAGCCGACGGAAGAAGUACUUACUCCAAGUGAAUACUUUGAUAGGUACUUUACUGAAGAAAUUUACGAGUUAUUUGCUUUUAACACGAAUGUUUAUUAUCAGUUGAGUUUUAACAAACAACUUAAUCCUCCGGUUACUGCGACAGAAAUUAAAAAGUUUUUUGGUAUUAAUGGAAUCCUGGGCUGCAUUAGAUAUCCUAGAAUCAAGAUGGUGUGGAUGCAACGAUUUAGACUAUCUUGUAUUGCAGAGGCAAUGGCUCGUGAAAGAUUCUUUCUUCUCAGAGUAAACUUACACAUAGUAGAUAAGGGAUCUGUAUCACCUGAAAUAUAA
This is a messenger RNA of Parnassius mnemosyne (clouded apollo), 570 nucleotides long. NCBI's taxonomy places the organism in Eukaryota, Metazoa, Arthropoda, Insecta, Lepidoptera, Papilionidae. The record is from the annotation of a GenBank genome assembly.